UUUUUUAAAAGACCAAAUCAGGAGUUACCUAAUGGUACUGCAUUCAGUUCUUCGUACAGAGAGCAACCCAACGAGACGUAUACGCAUAGCGAUCUGCAUCCGGAGCACAAAGAACUAAGCAAACCAAGCACAGCCUUUAGGUUGUCAUUAAAAAAAAAAAGGAAGAAGAAGAAAAGAAUAGUGAUCAGGAAUCACAAUGUGGCUGCCAACUGUUGGUUUGAUGUUACUUUGCCUCUACGCGAGUCCCUGUAAUUCUCGAGAAAUCACUCACGAUGACAUCAAGGAUGCAAUGCUAAGCCUGGUGCACAUGAUGCGUGAUAAUACUGAAAAGUUGGAGAGACACGAAGCGAGAGAACGAGCCUUGGGCGAGCAAAUGAAGAAGACCAUAUCUUUGUUGACCAAAAGAGUCUCUACAGUGGAUGGAUUGAAAACACACUUGACUAAGAUGGACGAGCGUAUAUCAGGAAUUGAGCGUUUGAUUACACAGAGAGACGAGAGAGAGCGGAUACAGAUGCAAAAGACGACUGACGCUCUUGAGGAUUUAGAGAGCAGAUUGGAAGGGUGGUUGACAAAUAUUGAGAACAAGGUGGCGGAAGUGAAUAAUCGACCGGAAGUAACUCCGUCAACGGCACCGGAGAAGGUGUCAUUGGACGUAAUGAGAAAGUUGAAUGACACUGAAGCAAGAUUGGCAGGUCAGAUAGCAACCCUUGAAAUCGGUAUAGAAACAAUGGGGACUAGAACUAAGGACGAGGCGGCUUUACAGGCAGACAAGAUACAAACUGUGUUUACUCAGGUAAGGGACAUCGGUGCUAGGCUCGGCGACAUGGAAUCUGGCUUAGACUUUGUUAAAGAAAACUUAGGUAAGAUUCAAGAGAAUCCCAAGGAACCAACGGUGGAUGUGAAUCCGGCGAUGGAGAUGCAAACGUUGAUGCUCAGCAGGGUGAAGGAACUCCUGGAGGACACCUCAGAACGGAUUCGUGAAUUGCCUAAAGUGUCAGAAGUUCAGACACUGUACAACGAGAGUCAGAUGUCCCUGCAAGAGACAAAGCACACCCUGGAGAACGUCAUUCAGCGAGGGAUAGACGGGGUUGGGAAUAAGGUAUCAGAAAGUAAAGAGGAAGUCAAAGAUACUGUCUCUGCACUGAGAUUGGAUCUCGCAAACAACGCAGAGAGGGUUAAGAAGGAUUUACAAGAUUUGGAAAAAGGACAGUCUGUUAUGGUUUCAAUGGCCGAUCACGUGUUGGACACAAGAAAAAGAGUAGAAUACGGUGUGCAUCAGAUACUGUUGGAGGUCGGUGACCUGGUGAAGGCUCAGGGUACCAGUCUGAAUACUACAUUAACUGAAAGGUUCGACGGUAUCUCUAACGACAUAAUAAACAAUCAAAAAGGCGCAUUGGCGAAUCUAACAACCAAGAUGGAGCAGGAGAUGAAUCAGGUCUGGAGGCAGAUAAACGUGAUGUAUCAGCAGAUGAUGGAGAGCGCCAAAGCCCUGGAAAAGUUGCACAAGCAAAACGAGGCUUACGUAAAUGGUACAACAACGACGAUGGGCAGCAUGGAGAGCAAGGUCAGCGAAAUAACAAAACGCAUGAGGGAAGUCGACGAGAACUUGAAUUACCUCCUGGGACGUCUCUCGCUGGUAACCCAGGAAUUCAAUCAAAUAAAAUCCGGCCUGGGUACAGCACUGGAUAAUAUCAAAGCCUCGUUCAAGGAGGUUCAAGAUAAGGCCAAAGAUCUUAGUACCCCUGGACCACAUCCGGUCCCUGAGCAUCACAAGGAAGUUGAUGAGGCACGAUCCUUGGAAACUUCAUCGGGUGAAAGAGUACCGGAAAUCAGUAACAUAUUAAGCACCAUCGCGAAUUAAAUUCGUAGGACAAUUAAUAUGAUCUACGGUCUACGUGCCAAGUGCGGAAGCCUGCCUGCACCGUUAGGAUCCGACUGAGCUACAGAAAAGGAAUCAAUGGAGACUCGAAACGCAACGCGAAGGAAACUCUGACUUCACAGUUAUUACUCAAAAAAAACGUAACUGCAUCCUGAUACGCAGGAUUGACGGCAAUUACCCUUGUAAAUAAAAAUUGUAUUUUGUCAAUGCAACAAAUACAAGUAAUGCGAUACAACACUGUUCAA
Molecule: messenger RNA, 2124 nt
Organism: Cephus cinctus (wheat stem sawfly)
Lineage: Eukaryota; Metazoa; Arthropoda; Insecta; Hymenoptera; Cephidae
Exons: 9
Coding region: 197-1861 (554 amino acids)
Cellular component (GO): plasma membrane
Source: RefSeq, a predicted model, not a curated record